Fulvia fulva is the source of this 627-nucleotide messenger RNA. RefSeq lists its product as uncharacterized. The transcript is spliced from 3 exons. NCBI's taxonomy places the organism in Eukaryota, Fungi, Ascomycota, Dothideomycetes, Mycosphaerellales, Mycosphaerellaceae. The coding region runs from base 1 to 627 and encodes 208 amino acids. The record is from RefSeq and is a predicted model, not a curated record.
AUGAAGACCACUACCACCCUCACCGCCCUCGCCGGCACCUUCACCCUCACCAACGCCCACGGCUACUUCCAAUCCCCCAAAGGCCGCCAGCCCGGCGACGUCUUCAGAUCCGCAUGCGGUGAACACGCCUACAACAUGAUGGCCUCCGACAUCAACGGCAACAUCCAAGGCCUCCAAACCCUAACCGCCAACCAAGCCAACUACAACCCCUCGACCUGCCACCUCUGGAAAUGCAAAGGACUGAAAUACGACGACAACCUCGACAACAUUCAGACGUACACGGCUGGCGAGGAGGUGCCGGUGUACUUUCAGGUUGUGGCGCCGCAUAGUGGUGUCGCCAAUAUCAGUGUAAUCGACCUCCACACAAACACCGUAAUCGGCUCCCCCAUGCAGAAAUGGGAGGAGUACGCCAUGACGAGCACGCCCAUGAAGGCCGAGUGGCAGAAUUUCACGAUUACCAUGCCGACGGAUUUGGGGGGCAAGUGUGCGGCGAAGGGGGCUUGCGCUAUUCAGAUGCAUUGGGAUGCCGCGAGUGUUGAUCAGACUUAUCAGUCGUGUAUUGAUUUCACCAUGGGGGGCUCGAACUCGAGCUCCUCGAAGAGGAGCCAUGCUAGGGACUUUGCUUAG